Messenger RNA from Saccoglossus kowalevskii, 1610 nucleotides. RefSeq lists its product as uncharacterized. Lineage: Eukaryota; Metazoa; Hemichordata; Enteropneusta; Harrimaniidae. The record is from RefSeq and is a predicted model, not a curated record.
GGUCACACCUACGACGCUCUCAGUCACCCAACUAUAUAUAAUAAGGGUCACACCUACAACGCUCUCAGUCACCCAACUAAUUAUAACAAGGGUUACACCUACAACGCUCUCAGUCACCCAACUAAGUAUAACAAGGGUCACACCUACAACGCUCUCAGUCACCCAACUAAAUAUAAUAAGGGUCAUACCGACAACGCUCUCAGUCACCCAACUAAUUAUAACAAGGGUCACACCUACAACGCUCUCAGACACCUAACUAAGUAUAAUAAGGGUCACAUCAACAACGCUCUCAGUCAACCAACUAAGUAUAAUAAGGGUUACACCCACAACGCUCUCAGUCACCCAACUAAAUAUAAUAAGGGUUACACCUACAACGCUCUCAGUCACCCAACUAAGUAUAACAAGGGCCACACCUACAACGCUCUCAGUCACCCAACUAAGUAUAAUAAGGGUUACACCUACAACGCUCUCAGUCACCCAACUAAGUAUAACAAGAGUCACACCUACAACGCUCUCAGUCACCCAACUAAGUAUAAUACGGGUUACACCUACAACGCUCUCAGUCACCCAACUAAAUAUAAUAAGGGUUACACCUACAACGCUCUCAGUCACCCAACUAAGUAUAACAAGGGUCACACCCACAACGCUCUCAGUCACCCAACUAAAUAUAAUAAGGGUUACACCUACAACGCUCUCAGUCACCCAACUAAGUAUAACAAGGGCCACACCUACAACGCUCUCAGUCACCCAACUAAAUAUAAUAAGGGUUACACCUACAACGCUCUCAGUCACCCAACUAAGUAUAAUAAGGGUUACACCUACAACGCUCUCAGUCUCCCAACUAAGUAUAAUAAAGGGUUACACUACAACGCUCUCAGUCACCCAACUAAAUAUAAUAAGGGUUACACCCACAACGCUCUCAGUCGCCCAACUAAGUAUAAUAAGGGUUACACCCACAACGCUCUCAGUCACCCAACUAAACAUAAUAAGGGUUACACCUACAACGCUCUCAGUCACCCAACUAAGUAUAAUAAGGGUUACACCUACAACGCUCUCAGUCACCCAACUAAAUAUAACAAGGGUCACACCUACAACGCUCUCAGUCACCCAACUAAGUAUAAUAAGGGUUACACCUACAACGCUCUCAGUCACCCAACUAAAUAUAAUAAGGGUUACACCUACAACGCUCUCAGUCACCCAACUAAGUACAACAAGGGCCACACCUACAACGCUCUCAGUCACCCAACUAAGUAUAAUAAGGGUUACACCUACAACGCUCACAGUCACCCAACUAAAUAUAACAAGGGCCACACCUACAACGCUCUCAGUCACCCAACUAAGUAUAAUAAGGGUUACACCUACAACGCUCUCAGUCACCCAACUAAGUAUAAUAAGGGUUACACCUACAACGCUCUCAGUCACCCAACUAAAUAUAAUAAGGGUUACACCCACAACGCUCUCAGUCACCCAACUAAAUAUAAUAUAGGUUACACCUACAACGCUCUCAGUCACCCAACUAAGUAUAACAAGGGCCACACCUACAACGAUCUCAGUCACCCAACCAAAUAUAACAAGGGUCACACCUACAACGCUCUCAGUCACCCAACUAA